UAAUUAGACGCCAUUGGAAUAUAUUAUUAUCUUCUGUCAAGGUAUUUUAGAGAUUUUCAAACAGUCGCUGUCAGAAUUGAGAAUAAUACUCUACGGUGCACUAAGAGACGAAGAAAAAAAGAAGUUUUUCAUUGUGUUCUCGGUUUCUGGUAUUUUUUUCUAUUCGCUAUUUUAAUCAAGCUGUGGAUUGUGCUACUUAAAAUAUUAAAUUCUAUCAAAUAAAACUACCCCCCAGAAAUGGUUAACUGCAGUAAUGGCAGUAAUACAGACUUCAGACUUAUAUUAUGAUAAUUUACUGAAUGGCAACAACAAUAGAGGUGCUAAUAAUAGAAUUUUGGAUGUGGUGGAAAACAAUAAUAACAAUAAAUCAAAAUUAAAUUUGUGGACUGAUAGUGUUCGGGAAUUAUUUGCAUUUAAAUGUAACGGAAACAAUCGAAAAUACAAUAAAUGGAUAACUACAGCUAUUUUCGUAAUACUUCUUGUGCCUGUCUAUGGACAUACAAAUUCCAGAAUUAGUAAAGAUAACGUUAUACUUCACUCGUCAGAGGAGUUUUAUAAACAUGAAAUAAUUAAACCAUCAUUGCAACAUGGCCGUCAUAAAAGAGAUAUUGUCGAUACGCGGCUAGAGAAUGGAUUCCAUGCCGAUGAAUUAAUACUACGUUAUAAAGAUGUGAUAAUAGACUUAAAAUUAAAUGAUAAUUUAAUUCCCCAAGGUCAUUUUAUGAGAUACCAAUUACCGAAUGGUACUGAUGUUGUUCAACAUUUUACUAAGACUGACAUAGACUUGUGCCAUUAUAAAGGGACAAUUAGAAACAAUGUAGAAUCGCACGUGGCGAUUUCCACAUGUGACGGUAUUAAAGGCGUAAUAUUUGAUGGCGACGAAACGUAUUAUAUUGAUACGAAGCAUAAUGGCAACAUAAGUGACGAGCAUUUUUUGUACAGACACUCCGAUAGGAAAGCGAAUCAGACACAAAGAAUGCCUUGUGGAUUUGAAAAACACCACCAUAGUGUACCGGAAGCAUCACCAGCGUCGCUUCACGAUUCAGCCAUAAAACAAACUUUGAGGUACAAACGAUCAGCUGAUACAGUCAUACGAGGACCAUACAACGCAAACAGACAUUCCUCAUUCGUAGAACUAGUUUUAGUCGUAGAUAACAAAGUUUACAAGAGUUUAGGCGAAAAUCUUAAGAAGGUGCACAGCCACUGCAAAGACAUUGCGAAUAUUAUGAAUGCUCUGUACGUACCGUUAAACAUUUUUAUUGCCUUGGUUGGUAUUGUUGUGUGGAACGAAAAUAAUGAAGCCGAGCUGUCCAGUGACGGUGACAAAACGCUGAAGAAUUUCUUGAAAUACCGUCGCGAAGUUCUGGUGACUAAGCAUCCCAACGACAACGCUCAACUGCUGACGAAAGAACAGUUUGAGGGAGGUGUUGUAGGAAAAGCAUUAAAAGGCCCAAUUUGUACUUAUGAAUAUUCGGGUGGAGUUUCGAUGGAUCACAGUCAAAUCGUAAGCGUUGUAGCGACAACCGUUGCACAUGAAAUGGGACAUAAUUUCGGCAUGGAGCAUGAUACACCGGAUUGUAAAUGCAAAGAGGAUCGAUGCAUUAUGUCGGCAUCCAGUUCAAGUGUAGCGCCAUUUCAUUGGAGUUCGUGCAGCAUUGAUCAGCUGAACCUGGCCUUCCAUCGCGGAAUGAAUUAUUGUUUGAGGAACAAACCGACACAACUAUUUGACAUCGAUUCACCGCAGUGUGGUAAUGGUUUCGUCGAACCGGGUGAACAAUGCGACUGUGGACUGCCCGACUUCUGUCAAAACUCUUGCUGCAAUCCGAACACCUGUAUGCUUCAUUCGAAUGCUUCAUGUGCGACUGGCGAAUGCUGCGAUCUGACCACAUGCCAUCCGCGUACUGCUGGAACAGUAUGCCGAACGGCCGAUGGGGAAUGUGAUUUGCCAGAAUACUGCACCGGAGAGUCCGAAUACUGCCCGCCAAACUAUUUCAAACGCGACACUGAACUAUGUGACGGUGGCAAAGCUUAUUGCUACGAGGGUUCAUGUCAAUCGCACACGGACCAAUGUAAAUUGUUGUGGGGCCCAUCCGGACACUCGAUGGAGGAGUGUUACAUCAAAAAUUUGGAGGGAACGCGGCACGGAAAUUGUGGCUACGAUCGUUUGAACAGCACGUAUCGAAAUUGCUCCAGAGAAGACAUUAUGUGCGGUCUGCUACAGUGUCGCCACUUAAAUGAAAUACUGGAAUUCGGCAUGGAAUCGGUGGCACUGCUGUCACAUAGUUUCAUAACGCACAAGAAGCAAGUGAUUCCCUGUCGAACGGCCAUCAUCGAUUUGGGACUGCAGAGUGUCGAUCCCGGACUGACACCGAAUGGUGCCAUUUGCGGUGAUGGUAAAAUGUGCAUACGACAGAAGUGUUUGUCGAUCGUAAGUUUGCGGGCCAGUGGCAUUGGUCUGGAUUGCCCGGAAAAUUGUAAUGGACAUGGUACAUGCGACAAUAAAGGUCACUGUCAUUGUGAUAAUGGCUUUGCACCACCGACAUGCUCGACGCCUGGACAUGGCGGAUCCGGUUACAGUGGACCAGCCGCUAAUCCGAAUGAGGGCAGUGGCUUCGUGCGCAUCAUGUACGUGUUCUUCCUGGGCGUGGUGCCGUUCCUCAUACUGGCAUCGUUGUUCCUGUAUUAUUGGAAACAGAAUAAGCCGUUUUUCAUGAGCAAAACGCCAAACUUGUUCAAAUCGAGUAACACAUCAGCGCAAAAUCGAUCCGGCAGCGGCAAUGGAGGACAUUCGUCAACAUCGCCAGCAGCUGGAAAAACAUCUACACCAAGUAGCACCGACGACAUGAAUUCGUCACUACUGAAGUCCGGCGAAAAUGUCGAUUCGAAUGGAGUGAACAACAACAUUCCGUAUGGACGUUUCAAGGGGUACACGCUGAAACCACUGCCAAUAUCACGAACGCCACAAAUUAACGCACCGAAUGUGGCAUUUGUUCAUCCAGUUUCGAAAAUAGUAAGUGAAACUACAAAUGUACCGAACGGUGCUCCGAAUCGCAUCGCACCACCGGUACCGAAACCACCAAAUAUUGCACGCAGUCAAACUCAAAUUAAGCCCGUUAAACCAAUCGUCAACCGUUCCAAUUCCGUAUUACCAUCAAAAUAUUCAUCUGAAGUUGCACCAGCUUUGCCGCCGAUGAAUCCAGGCGCUACUGCCCGACCACUCAUCUCAAGUCCAAUACUUGAAGCUUCGACUUGCUCUGCAAAGGAAUUAAUUUCACCAUUGCGUCACAAUGCGGAAAAAUAUGCAGAUAAAGUUCCUGUACGCCCCGCUCCGAGCGUACCAAUUCAACCAACGACAAUCACAGACACCAAUACGAAUCAAUCGCGUAUUGAUGUCGUCCAAAAUUUGAAGAAAGCAAAAGACGGAACGAUAAAGAGAAUUGCUUUGCUUUUGAAGAAAGAUGAGAAAGCAGCCGGUGCGUCAAUCUUGUCAAGAAAUCCGUCCAAAUCGCUGGAUAGAGAGAAACUGCGAAAUAUUCAAAUAUCUGCACCGAUAACGGCCGAUUUGUCAUCGGAUGGUGAACAGGAACCGGAACGAUCGUUUGUUAACCGCACACAAAGUAUGCGUGAUCCAUCCAACGCAGUUGUCAAGCGACCAACUAUUCAAACAUUCGGAUCGAUGCGACAACCGGGAUCGGUUAAGCGGCCAGGAAGUAUUGUCGGUUCCAGACCGAAAAGUCCACCGCCUCCACGACCACCUGCACCGUCCACAGGUCAACCGAACGUUCAGCCUGGAACAAAGGUUUGUAACGAAUAUGAUUCGUGUGAAGCUGUUGAAGCUCCACUUGCGCAAAUUGUCGAAUCAUCACCGACCAACUCUGACAAUAUUUACGCAGUCAUUGAAGAGUAUCAGAGUCCAGCUAAAAUUCCGAUACCCGUUGAAAAGGCUGAUAGCUCUGGAAUCGGACUGCUCAGCGAAAUUGUAAACGAAAUUGAAAAUCGAAAUCUUGAUUCGAUCUAUUCGGUGACCACACUGAAUCGGAAGAAAUCAACGGACACGGACCCCGUUGCUACUUAUGCAAAUACCUCAGAUUUCGCGGACUCUUCUGCGAAUGAAUACAUCAACUUAACGCCGAGCACAACAUCCAGCGGAUACUUAAGGCCCACUUCAAUAAACGCACCCAUUGCCCGGGUGUCACCUGUGAAACCAUCCGAUUUACCGACAAAGCCUGUUACAAAUAAUUUAAGUAGUUUCGGGAAAAAAGAUGUUGAUAGCAACGGCGGAAGUGGCGGCAGCGAUGGAAAUAAAAAAAUAAUCAAAAAGCAAUCGUCCGACGCGGCCAGUAAACCACCGUCCGCCAAUAAAACCACAGCCGUUGCACCCACUCAGGUGCAUUUUAACCGAACUAAAACACCGCCCAACAUUCAAACGAAUUCGAUUCGAAAACGUAGUCCAUCACCGACCACACAAUCAGCCAGUAACAAGAAACCGAUCACAAACGCAGUUAAGUCCACACCAAGCACCAAAGCUAACGUUAAACCAAAAACUCCAGCCAAGCCAUCAGCUAUUAAUUCGAACGAACCGAGUCUGCACAAACCGAAAUGGCAGACGACAAACAGUAAGGAUAGAACGGUCGGUGGCGUUACCACGGCUGGUGCUAAUUUCAAGACAAAUAGUGCAAAAUCAAAUGUUGCCUCGUUGCAACAGAAAUUCGAAAGUGCCGGCUGCUCAAAUAUUGCAACACUCAAAUAGUGAUAUUUUUUUAGGAGAAUAUGAAAAACAAACAAACAAACAACAACAGCAACAAAAAAGAUUACAAUAAAAAUGGAAAGAUGAACAAUUUUUUCAACAUUUUUUGAUCACAUUUAUAAUUAAUUUAAGAAUUUAAUUAUCGAUUUUAAGUUUAAAAACAAAUUUUAUGACAACCGAACUACAGGAGCCAUUUAAUUAAUUAAUUAAACGAAUAUUUUUGUGACAAACA
Bradysia coprophila is the source of this 4979-nucleotide messenger RNA. Its product is annotated as disintegrin and metalloproteinase domain-containing protein meltrin. The record is from RefSeq and is a predicted model, not a curated record. Lineage: Eukaryota; Metazoa; Arthropoda; Insecta; Diptera; Sciaridae. Gene Ontology annotation, biological process: membrane protein ectodomain proteolysis. Gene Ontology annotation, molecular function: metalloendopeptidase activity.